CGCUGCUUUCUUUCCCUUUGCGCUAGGGCGCUGCGCUGAGCAUCCUUUGCAGCCGCCGCCGCCGCCGCCGCCUCCUCGCGCUGUCCUCUCCCCAGGUAGCUGCUGCUUCAUUCAUUGCCGCCGCCGCCUCCUUGCUCUUCUUUUCAUCCCUCGGGAGGGGCGCGGAGAGCGGGGCAGCAGCAGCAGCUUCUCCUUCUCCUUCCAGGGACCCCCCCGCCCGCAAGCCCACACUUGAAGCCUCGCCUCCCCGCCACCCCCCUCCCCCCGGCUUCCUCACCAUGGCCAUCGAGAAGGAGAAGAAGACCUGCGGGCAGGUCAUGACGGAAUGGAAGGAAUUUAUCUGGAACCCGAGGACGCAUCAGUUUAUGGGGCGCACCGGCAGCAGCUGGGCUCUGAUCCUACUCUUCUACUUCGUCUUCUACGGCUUCCUCACCGCCCUCUUCACACUCACAAUGUGGGUAUUGCUGCAGACGGUAGAUCCACAUAUCCCCAAAUAUCAAGACCGCCUCGCCGUCCCAGGCAUGAUGAUCCGCCCCAAGACCGAGGCUUUGGAUAUCACCUACAAUGUGAACCGCACUGAAUCUUGGGAGAACUAUGUGACCAUGUUAAAUGCAUUUUUGGAGGCUUACAACAAUUCCCGGCAAGUGGCCACCAAUGAGCAAUGUCCUCCGGGGAAAUACCACGAGCAGAUGGACAACGGGGUGAAGAACUACCCCAAGACGGCGUGCCAGUUCAACCGCACCAUGCUGGGGAACUGCUCCGGCAUCAACGACAUCAGCUACGGCUACCGGGAGGGGCGCCCCUGCAUCCUUGUCAAAAUGAACCGGGUCAUCAACUUCUAUGCAGGAGCCAACCAGACCAUGAACAUCACUUGCACGGCGAAGAAAGAGGAAGAUGCCCUGAAGCUGGGGGACUUGGCAAUGUACCCAGCCAAUGGGAACAUUGACUUGAUGUACUUCCCUUACUAUGGCAAAAAGGUCCAUGUAAACUACACACAGCCUGUCGUGGCAGUCAAGUUCCUCAACCCUCAGCCCAACUUUGACCACAACGUGGAGUGCAAGAUCAAUGCUGUCAACAUUAACACAAACGACGAACGGGACAAGUUUGCAGGGCGCGUGGCUUUCAAGAUCCGGAUCGACACCGACUGAAUCUUUCUCUCGGUCCCUCCUCCAUCCCCUCGCACCCCAAACCCUCAAAGUGAAUAUUUCCUGAGAGGCUCUGUUUGCUGCCUGGACAGAGUCUGGAAUGAUUGGUGCAUAAUAUUGAAGUGGGGUGGGGGGGUUGAUGGUGGGGGGGGGGGGCUCUCUUGACUGCUGCUCACCCUAGGGUCACUAACCAUUGCUGUUAGACAAUCCCAGCUCCCUCUUCCCUAUAACUGAAGGCUUUGCUUCCACCCAUCCCUUCAUCUUCCCUGCCUUCUCUUUACCGCUCCCAAGAUCUGGAAUGCAACUUGGGCUCACUCUAACCACAUGACUUGCUUUCUCCCUUCCUGCCCCACAUAUGGUUUGUGGGGCGCUCAAAAGGCUGUAACCCCUCCCUUGAAAACCCCCUCCCCUGGAGAUUUCCUAAUAUAAUAAUAAAUGUAUAUAUAGAUAUUUUUAUAUAUAUAUUAAAAAUUAAGGUACUGCUGAAUCUUCUGUAUUUUCCUGCUCUCUCUACCAACCUUCCCAGGACUGUUCUGCCACCUCCUCUCCCUCUUACCUUUCCUACCAUUUUAGCUCCUGCUUCGAAACCUGUGGAAUAGCUUCUGUUACGGAGAUGUGGCUCCCUUGACACACUGGGUGGUCGGCCACCUUGUUUUCCUGGUGCCCGCAGGAAGCGGCAGACGUGCUUGGCUUAAAGAGUGUCGUGGUUAGCCGCACUGACGGUCAGAAGCCAUUUUGUCGUUGUCACCCAAAAAACUUGUGGUUGCCAUAAUGUGCAGAAGACUCCGUGAACAGGGGAAUAAAAGUGACUUGGUUUAGGUAGCAAGCAGCUACAAGGUUGACUGGAAUGCUGGCUAAGCAGCAAAAUGGUUGCCAUCGUUCGGCUAGAGAGUCAACAAAGCAAAAUGGCCACCAUUACUGGUCUUGAUUUGUUUACUGUGGAGUGUCAGAUACCUUGUUGCUUGGCCAGUCAUGUCCAUAACUGCUACAGAAUUCUGGCCUUUCAUGGUGGACAAACAGGCUUGGCCAUACUGGCUGUACAAUAAGGCCUGAAAUCACAAAAUGGCGCCAUUGGCCCUGAGGGCCCAAAAUGGCUGCCAUAGUUGAAGUCUUUUUAAAAUUCCUCAUCUGUGUGGCAAUAGGUUUGUCAUAUAUUUCUUGACUGUAGGCUGCAUUUUCAAAUGGGCAAAAGGUUUCUCUGUGAAUGGUGGCCAUUUUGAUUUCCUAGCAAAACAUACUGUCAUGGCAGCUGUGAAUGCAGUUUGUCAGUCUUAAUUGUCUUACCCCCUCCAUCCUUCUUUUCUAAAUAGGAUCUACUCUGACCUUGUUUGCUCUUUAGUGUACAGUUAUUUUAAUCUGUUAUAAUAAUAGUGGCACAUUGCACUAAGGUAAAUAUAUAUAAAGAAAUAAAACCACUGGUCCUGCCAUAGUUGAAGGGGGUGGGGAAUCUUGACUGAACCCAGUAAUGCCUCAUUAGCCACCUUAAUUAACUGGAAGAUUUUUGCUUCUCUCUACCCUCACCUGCCUGAUCUCCCCUUCCCAUUAAUAUAUGUUGAAGAAAGUGUGUUUUUAAAGAGAGCAAACUUAAUUUGGCAUUGGAGGUUUUUAAUUUUCCUUGCUUUUUUAUUUUUUAAUAAUUAAACUUCACCCCUUUACCUCUUAUGGCUGCAUCUUUGAGAGGUCACACACGUAUGGAUGGGAGACAUAACUUAAAUCCUUGGCUUUUUAACUUUUUUGGAAUUUUUUUCUUUGUUUUUAUUUGCAGAAUUAUUUAAUUGCCUGUAUCAGAUUUACUGUAAAAGAUGAGAAAUAAAACUUAAAAACCUG
This is a messenger RNA of Hemicordylus capensis (graceful crag lizard), 2972 nucleotides long. It is a transcript of the gene ATP1B2, whose product is annotated as ATPase Na+/K+ transporting subunit beta 2. Gene Ontology annotation, cellular component: sodium:potassium-exchanging ATPase complex. Gene Ontology annotation, biological process: potassium ion import across plasma membrane; sodium ion export across plasma membrane; intracellular sodium ion homeostasis. The record is from RefSeq and is a predicted model, not a curated record. Gene Ontology annotation, molecular function: ATPase activator activity. Bases 279 to 1148 code for a protein of 289 amino acids. Lineage: Eukaryota; Metazoa; Chordata; Lepidosauria; Squamata; Cordylidae. The transcript has 7 exons.